This is a messenger RNA of Cynocephalus volans (Philippine flying lemur), 3189 nucleotides long. RefSeq names its product NLR family pyrin domain containing 12 (gene NLRP12). The record is from RefSeq and is a predicted model, not a curated record. Gene Ontology annotation, cellular component: cytoplasm. Lineage: Eukaryota; Metazoa; Chordata; Mammalia; Dermoptera; Cynocephalidae. The transcript is spliced from 11 exons. Gene Ontology annotation, biological process: negative regulation of canonical NF-kappaB signal transduction; cellular response to cytokine stimulus; negative regulation of inflammatory response. Bases 1 to 3189 code for a protein of 1062 amino acids. Gene Ontology annotation, molecular function: protein binding.
AUGCUACGAACCACAGCCAGCAAUGGCCUCUGCCGCCUGUCCACCUACUUGGAAGAACUCGAGGCUGUGGAACUGAAGAAGUUCAAGUUAUACCUAAGAACAGCGGCAGAGCUGGGGGAAGACAGGAUCCCCUGGGGACGUAUGGAAAAGGCUGGUCCCCUAGAAAUGGCCCAGCUGCUGGUGGCCCAUUGCGGAACAGGAGAGGCCUGGCUGCUGACUCUAAGCAUCUUUGAGAGGAUCAACAGGAAGGACCUGUGGCAAAGAGGACAGAGAGAGGACCUGGAGAGGGAUACUCCAGCUAGUGGUCCAUCCUCGCUUAGCAGCCAGUCAGCGUCCCUUCUGGAAGUCUCUCCUGGCACUCCAAGAAAAGAUCCCCAGGACACCUACCGGGACUAUGUCCGCAGGAAAUUCCGGCUCAUGGAAGACCGCAACGCGCGCCUAGGGGAAUGCGUCAACCUCAGCCACAGGUACACCCGGCCCCUCCUAGUGAAAGAACACUCAAAUCCCAUGAGGGCCCAGCAGAAGCUUUUGGACACAAGCUGGGGACAUGCGAGAACCGUGGGACACCAAGCCAGCCCCAUCCAGAUAGAGACCCUCUUUGAGCCCGAUGAGGAGCGCCCUGAGCCGCCGCGCACCGUGGUCUUGCAGGGAGCAGCAGGGAUCGGGAAGUCCAUGUUGGCCCACAAGGUGAUGCUGGACUGGGCCGACGGGAGGCUCUUCCAAGGCAGGUUUGAUUAUCUUUUCUACAUCAACUGCAGGGAGAUGAACCAGAGCGCCACCGAGCGGAGUGCACAGGACCUUCUCUCCAGCUGCUGGCCUGAGCCCAGCGCACCCCUGCAGGAGCUCGUCCGGGUUCCUGAGCGCCUCCUUUUCAUCAUUGACGGCUUUGAUGAGCUCAAACCAUCUUUCCACGAUCCUCAGGGUCCCUGGUGCCUCUGCUGGGAGGAGAAACGGCCCACGGAGCUUCUCCUGAGCAGCCUGAUUCGGAAGAAAUUGCUUCCUGAACUGUCUUUGCUCAUCACCACCCGGCCCACGGCUUUGGACAAGCUCCACCGCUUGCUCGAGCACCCCAGGCACGUCGAGAUCCUGGGUUUCUCUGAGGCAGAAAGGAAGGAGUACUUCUACAAGUAUUUCCACAACGCAGAGCAGGCGGGCCAAGUCUUCGACUUCGUGAGGGAGAACGAGGCCCUCUUUACUAUGUGCUUUGUCCCCCUGGUGUGCUGGAUAGUUUGCACCUGCCUCCAGCAGCAACUGGAAGGUGGGGGCCUUUUAAGACAGACCUCCAGGACCACCACAGCAGUGUACAUGCUCUACCUUCUGAGUCUGAUGCAACCCAAGCCAGGGACCCCCUCCUUCCAGCCCCCGCCCAACCAGAGAGGACUGUGCUCUCUGGCGGCAGAUGGCCUAUGGAAUCAGAAAAUCCUAUUUGAGGAGCAAGACCUCCGGAAACACGGACUGGAUGGCGCAGAUGUCUCUGCCUUCCUCAACAUGAACAUCUUCCAAAAGGACAUUAACUGCGAAAAGUUCUAUAGCUUCAUCCACUUGAGCUUCCAGGAAUUCUUUGCAGCCAUGUACUAUGUCCUGGGGGGUGGGGACAGUGGGUCAGGCCCAGACCAGAAUGUGGCUAGACUGUUGGCUGAAUAUGGGUUUUCAGAAAGGAGCUUCCUGGCACUCACCGUACGCUUUCUGUUUGGACUCCUGAAUGAGGAGACGAGAAGCUACCUGGAGAAGAGUCUUUGCUGGAAGGUCUCACCUCACAUCAAGGUGGAACUGCUGGAGUGGAUUCAAAGCAAAGCGCAGAGUGAGGGCUCCACCCUGCAGAAGGGCUCCUUGGAGUUCUUCAGCUGUUUGUAUGAGAUCCAGGAGGAGGAAUUUAUCCGACAGGCCCUGAGCCACUUCCAGGUGAUUGUGGUCAGCAACAUUACCACCAACAUGGAGUACAUGGUCUCCUCGUUUUGUGUGCAGAACUGCAGGAAUGUCCUGGUGCUGCACUUGUACGGGGCUGCCUACAGUGCAGAUGAAGAAGAUGAGAUGAGAUGGACUUCAGAAACCCAGAUGCUGUUGGCGGAAUCGAGACCUGAGAGGAACAUUCUGCCAGACGCCUACAGUGAGCAUCUUGCUGCAGCUCUAUGCACCAAUCCUAAUCUGAUAGAGCUAGCUUUGUACCGCAAUGCCCUGGGAAGCCGAGGGGUGAAGUUGCUCUGUCAAGGACUCAGGCACCCCAACUGCAAACUUCAGAACCUGAGGCUGAAGAGGUGCUGUGUCUCCAGUUCUGUCUGCCCUGACCUUGCAGCGGCUCUUACAGCCAAUAAGCAUUUAAUCAGGAUGGAUCUAAGUGGCAACGGCCUCGGCCUUCCAGGCAUGAAACUACUUUGUGAGGGACUCCGGCAUCCCAAAUGCAGGCUGCAGAUGAUUCAGUUAAGGAAGUGUCAGCUGGAGGCUGGGGCUUGUCAGGAGAUCGCUUCUGUACUCAGCAACAGCCGACAUCUGGUAGAGUUGGACCUAACAGGAAAUGCCCUGGAGGACCUGGGCUUGUGGUUGGUGUGUCAAGGUUUGAGGCACCCAGUCUGCAGGCUGCAGACCUUGUGGUUGAAGAUUUGCCAUCUCACUGCUGCUGCCUGUGAAGCCCUGGCCUCCACCCUCAGUGUGAACGAGAGCCUGGUGGAGCUGGACCUGAGUCUAAAUGACCUGGGGGACCCCGGAGUGCUGCUGCUGUGCAAGGGCCUGAAGCAACCCAAGUGCAAACUCCAGACCCUCCGGUUGGGCAUUUGCCGACUGGGCUCUGCCGCCUGUGAGAGUCUCUCUGACGUGCUCCAGGUCAACCACCACCUCCGGGAGCUGGAUCUGAGUUUCAAUGACCUGGGAGACUGGGGCAUGUGGUUACUGAGUGAGGGGCUGCAACAUCCCACCUGCAGACUCCAGAAACUGUGGCUGGAUAGCUGCGGCCUCACAGCCAAAGCUUGUAAGGAUCUUUCUUCUACCUUGGGGAUCAACCAGACCUUGACUGAGCUUUAUCUGACCAACAACGCCCUGGGGGACACAGGUGUCCGGCUGCUAUGCAAAAGGCUGAGCCAUCCCAGCUGCAAACUUCGAGUCCUCUGGUUAUUUGGAAUGGACCUGAAUAUAAUGACCCACAAUAGGUUGGCAGCACUUCGAGUAAAGAAACCUUACUUAGAUAUUGGCUGCUGA